Micromonas commoda is the source of this 1917-nucleotide messenger RNA. RefSeq lists its product with no specific name. Lineage: Eukaryota; Viridiplantae; Chlorophyta; Mamiellophyceae; Mamiellales; Mamiellaceae. The transcript has a single exon. Gene Ontology annotation, molecular function: DNA binding; DNA topoisomerase type I (single strand cut, ATP-independent) activity. Gene Ontology annotation, cellular component: nucleus. The record is from RefSeq and is a predicted model, not a curated record. The annotation marks the transcript as partial. Gene Ontology annotation, biological process: DNA topological change.
AUGCCCCCGAUACGCGUCCUCAACGUCGCGGAGAAGCCCUCCGUGGCGAAGGAGGUCUCCCGCGUCCUGUCCAACGGCGGAUGCACCAACCGGCGGGGCGCGUCGCAGUACAACGCGAUCUGGGAGUUCCCCUACACCGUCAUGGGCCAGCGGUGCGACAUGGUGUUCACGUCCGUCACCGGGCACGUCAUGGGCCUGGAUUUCCCGCCGUCGCACCGCGGGUGGAACACGUGCAACCCGCGGGAGCUCAUCGACGGCGCCAGGGUCGUGAAGCAGGUUGACAAAGGCAAGGAGAAGGUGGCGGAGAACCUCCGAAAGGAGGCGAGCCGAUGCGCGUGGCUCAUCCUCUGGCUCGACUGCGACAGGGAGGGCGAGAACAUCGCGUUCGAGGUGAUGGACAUCUGCAAACAAUCCAAACCCGGCAUUCGAUGCCUGCGCGCCCGGUUCAGCGCGCUCUCGCACAACGACGUGACCCGCGCCCUCGCCAGGCUCGUGGACCCGAACCCGCACGAGAGCGCCGCGGUGGACAUGAGGCAGGAACUGGACCUCCGAUUCGGAUCUGCGUUUACCCGAUUCAACACGCUGCUCUUGCAGCGGUCGGGGGUGGCCGCCAGGCUGCCGGGCGCGGAUGCGGACGGCAAGGGUAACAUCGUCAGCUACGGCCCGUGCCAGUUCCCCACCCUCGGCUUCAUCGUCCAGCGCAAGUGGGACAUUGACGCGCACGUCCCGGAAAACUUUUGGAAGAUUAAGCUGAGCCACGCGGUGGGCCAAGGACGCGAGGCGUCCAUCGCGGAGUUCGAGUGGUCCAGGGACAGGCUAUUCGAUGAACACCUGGCCACCGCGCUUUUCGCGGCGGUGCGCGGCGCGGGCCAGGCGGUCGUGACCCGGGAAGGGGGAACCGAGAGCAAGAAGUGGCCGCCGCAUCCGCUCAACACGCUCGAGAUGCAGAAGCGCCUUAACCGCGCCAUACGCGUAUCCCCCGAGCAGAUCAUGAAGCUGGCGGAGGAGCUGUACCAGGCGGGCUUCAUCUCCUACCCGAGGACCGAGACGGACAAGUUCCCACACGACUUCGACUACAGGACAUCCAUCGAGCAGCUCCACCCGCAUCCCAAGUUUGGCUUUCACGCGAUAAACCUCUCGGGCGGGCGCUUUCGACAACCCCCGGGCGGAGGCCACGACGACAAGGCGCACCCCCCGAUCUACCCGACCAAGCUCGCGUCGACGCAGGAUUACGCGAGCUGGAGAAACCGAAACUCGCGUUUGAUCGACGUGUACGAAUUCGUGUGCCGACACUUUCUCGCGUCGUGUUCGCUCCCAGCCGUCGCGCACAAGACCACGGUGGAGAUCGACAUGGGCGGCGAGAGGUUCAAAGCCACGGGGAACAUGAUCAAGGAGCUCAACUACCUCGAGGUGUACGGUAAAGGACCGGCGGGUGGGCCGGUGUUGCAGCCAUCGUACGACGGGUGGUCCAGUAACACCAUACCGUCGUACGUCGUCGGGCAGCGGUUCCAACCGACGGAGCUGUCGCUUCGACCGGGUCGCACGCAGCCGCCGCCGCUGCUCUCCGAGACGGACCUGCUCUCGAAGAUGGAGGCGCACCAGAUCGGCACGGACGCGACGCAGGCGCAACACAUAGAGAAGGUGGUGGGCGAGCGCGGGUACGCGCGCAAGGUUGGAGAUAAUCGGUUGAUGCCCACGGAGCUCGGCGAGGCGCUCUGCGAGGGGUACGCUCGGAUGGGACUGGCCGGCAUGUGGCUCCCGCACCUGCGGGCGGAGACGGAGGCUGACACGGGACGGGUGGCGAGGGGUGAGAUGAACGCGACGGUGGCGCUGAGGAACGCCAUCGGACCCGCCAUCGACGCGUACAGGGGAUUGGAGGCGAACAAACAGAGGCUCGUCGACGCAGUGACGGAAUUU